UUAAGAAUAAAUUGUUGAAAUAGGUGGAGUAUGACUUUGUGUCUGUGGUAACGACCCUUGCAUUUCGAUGUAAACAAUUUACUAAGCAUUUCUCAUUCCGCGCACCUAGUUACCUGUGCUGUAUUUGAGGUUAUUUUCCUGUGAAAAACAGUAAACAAUGAAGAAAUUUUUCGAGGACAUAAAGAAAGAUAUCAAAUUCAAGUCAGCGGGGCCAGGAAAGAAACUCGCAGAAGGCGGCAGGUAAACAAACUUUUCUAGCGAACUAGCAAGCUAACGUAGCCAGCUAACUGCUAUGCUCAUGCUGUUGACAGUUCAGUUGUUGAAAAGCUGGUUAUAUCGACACUGCUAGUGUAUGGUAUGUCUGAUCCGUAGAGUUGCCUUCCCCGUGACUUGGAUGGGCUCCGUUAUGUUUGCUUUUCUAAUGUUCAGGACGGUGCAUCGUCAUUACAUUAUCCUGGUUUACGGGACCCACGUGACCACACAGCGAGGAAGACAUAGUCAGGAAUUUGAGUACUUUAUAAUUAAAUUCUAAUUUAAUAGGGUCAGUGCUCUCCGGAUCCUUGGGACGACCCUACCAUAACCAUUUAAAAUGUGGCACGGACCAAUUUAAUAGGAUCUCAAUGGAGGAAGAGCUGUGACUCACUGGUCUGGAAAGGAGGCCGUUUGUUAAUGUGAUAUUCUCUCAGAAAUGGAGCCGACUCAUUGAUUGGUUCUCUCAAAAGUUUUUUUUCCUGGGGGGUUGAGACCAAAAGAGAAUAUUUAUAUGUUUGAGUACUCUCGUUUGGAUUUGAAAAUUCAACAGUUGUAAUGGAAGUGGGCAGCUCUCGGGGGCUGUGGGUGUUUGAGUGAGAAUAACCUAACCUAUUAGACAUAAAAUAAAGACACGUGGAGUGAGAAAGACCCAGAGGAGAACCAACCAGUAAAAGCACAGCCCCCUUCAUUAUCAACGCAUCGUGCCAAUAAAUCAAAACAGCCUUUCCAGACUCUGAAGUCAGGAGGACUUUGAGUUUGGUAUCAGCCAGACUACUUCACCAUAGCCUGUUCUAUUCAAUGCAAACCCUUGUGAUUGUAGCUAGCUAGCCAUAUAACUUUAUACAUCACAGCUUGCAGUGUAAGUGCAGUCAAAUCGUGAACGUGUCCCAUUCUGUUCCCUGCAGCUCCAAGCCCCGAGUGGUGCAGAGCACUGGCCCUGCCAAGCCCCGUCAUGCUGCUCCCACUGAAGGAGCUCAGAAGGCAGGGGCUGCAGCCCUGGCCAGGAUCGAGGGGCAACCACGCCCACGGGUACAAACCUCACAGGAUGCCAUCCGGCUCCAGGGUGAGAUGGAUACCUAUGCAUCCAACAACUGCUGCUUGAAUGACUGAUGAUGUUGUCAAAACUGUGCAGGUGUUUCACAGCAGUGGUCAGAAAUAGAGAAUUGGUUUGUGGGUUAAUGGUCUUUCUUUAUUUAUCACUCCACAGUGAAAAGAGAGCUUGAGGCAGAAGCUGCAGCAGUAGCAGCGACUGAGAAGGAAAAGACAACAGCUGUUGAGGCAAGGAAUACAUUACAUGAAUGAAUUUUCCCUUACUGUUGCUCACAUACAAAUGAAUUGUGCCACUACUGCCAUUGAGUUGUUAUUUACAGCUAGUAUGUGUCAUCUUUUGCAGGGCUCCAGUGUUAAGGAUCUGGCAUUUCUCUCAGUAACAGGUGUGUAUUUCACCUGCCCACUUACUGGAGCCACCUUAACUAAGAGCGAGAGAGAAGUGCGCAUUAAAGAGGCCAUUUUCAUGGUAGGUCUGAAAGUGAUUCUUCUUUUUAAAGUCAUAUGAUGUCAUGAUUGCAUGAUAAUCAUGAUUGCAUUAUCUGAUAUUGACUAACAUGAAGAAUUGAUGUAAAAAGCCUUAGCACUAAUAUUCCCCAAACCCUUUUUCAUUAGUAUGGUCCUGACUGAGUACACAUGAUAACCCUUGUCUUGUCCAACAGCGGUUUGAAGAGGAUGCAGUGGAGGCUUCCAUUAUGAUGGUUUAUACCUUCAACAAGGACAGGGAGAAAGUCAAGGCUGCAGUGGACAUCAUAAGCAAGUGAGAAACAGAGGGGAAUGGAACUGUCCUAUUAUGCAGGGUUUCCCAAACUCUGUCCUAGGGCCCCCCAUGUGUGUACGUUUUGAUUUUUGCCCUAGCAUUUCACAGCUGAUUCAAAUAACCAACUCAUCAUCAAGCUUUGAUUAUUUGAAUCAGCUGUGUAGUGCUAGGGCAAAAACCAAAACGUACACACAGGGGGGAGGCCAGGACUGAGUUAGGGAAACCCUGCAUAAUGUGUGAUUUACAUUGUCCUGUUGACAAUAGUUCAUUCGAUGAGUGUCCUGACACCCCAUCAUUUUCACCCAUCUUGUCAGGUACAUUGAAAACAUCUGUAAGAACCCCACAGAGGAGAAGUACAGGAAGAUCAAACUCAGUAACAAGGUGUUCCAGGUAAAUUUGAGACAUGAGGGUAAUGUGAGACUCAAUGUUUUCUGUCGGUGUGGUCCAUUCACCUCUCUCUCUCUCUCUCUCCUUAGGAGAAGGUGAAGACUGUGGAGGGCAGUCGUGAGUUCUUGCAGGCUGUGGGCUUUCAGAGCAUCAUGCUGGAUGUGGAGGGACAGGGUAAACCUAUCCAAAUGCACAAUCUGUGCUUCCCAUAGUCUGUGUGGCCUAGUAUGUUUCUGCAGAGGCAUACUAUAGGGCAGCGAUUCUCAACUGGUGGGUCGCGGGAGGUUUUGAAUGAGUGUCUGAGUAUUUUUUUUAAAUACACUAUAUAUACAAAAGUAUGUGGAAACCUCUUCAAAUUUGUGGAUUCGGCUAUUUCAGCCACACCUGUUGCUGAUGGGUGUAUAAAAUCGAGCACACAGCCACGCAAUAUCCAUAGACAAACAUUGGCAGUAAAAUGGCCUUACUGAAGAGCUCAGUGACUUUCAACAUGGCACCGUCAUAGGAUGCCACCUUUCCAACAAGUCAGUUUGUCAAAUUUCUGCCCUGCUAGAGCUGCCCCGGUCAACUGAAAGUGCUGUUAUUGUGAUGUGGAAACGUCUAGGAGCAACAACGGCUCAGCCGCGAAGUGGUAGGCCACACAAGCUCACAGAACGGGACCACCGAGUGCUGUAGCGCCUAAAAAUCGCCUGUCCUCGGUUUCAACACUCACUACCGAGUUCCAAACUGCCUCUGAAAGCAAUGUCAGCACAAGAACUGUUCGUCGGGAGCUUCAUGAAAUGGGUUUCCAUGGCCGAGCAGCCGCACACAAGCCUAAGAUCACCAUGCGUUGGCUGGAGUGGUGUAAAGCUCGCCACCACUGGACUCUGGAGCAGUGGAAACGCGUUUUCUGGAGUGAUGAAUCACGCUUCACCAUCUGGCAGUCCGAUCGAUAAAUCUGGGUUUGGCGGAUACCGGGAGAACGCUACCUGCCGGAACGCAUAGUGCCAACUGUAAAGUUUGGUGUAGGAGGAAUAAUGAUCUGGGGCUGUUUUUUCAUGGUUCGGGCUAGGUCCCUUCGUUCCAGUGAAGGGAAAUCUUAACGCUAUAGCAUACAAUGACAUUCUAGACGAUUCUGGACUUCCAACUUUAUGGCAACAGUUCUGGGGAAGGCCCUUUCCUGUUUCAGCAUGACAAUGUUCCCGUGCACAAAGCGAGGUCCAUACAGGAAUGGUUUGUCGAGAUCGGGGUGGAAGAACUUGACUGGCCUGCACAGAGCCCUGACCUCAACCCCAUCGAACACCUUUGGGAUGAAUUGGAAUGCCAACUGCGGGCCUAAUCGCCCAACAUCAGUGCCCGACCUCACUAAUGCUCUUGUGGCAGAACAUUCUUUCUCACAGUGUUUUCAAUAUAGAGGAAAUAGCUGCAAUAUUUACUGGAUUUGGUUGAUUUUGUGGUCUCAAACCACUGAACUUAACAUUCUUCAUCAAGAAUAUGGGCAAAAUGGAAUUAUUGACAAUGAAAAAGGUGGGACUGUUGUUCCCUUGUCAUAUCAUUGUUACAUUUACUAUCAAUAUAGCAUUAAAAAUAGUUUUCCACAUUGCAUCUUUGACAACAACAAAAAAGUGACACGAAUAUUGGAUCGCGACAGAGACAACCUGGUUCAAUUUGGGUCCCGAUGUAAAGCCAGUUGAGAACCACUGCUAUAGGUGUUACCCGGGGUAAUAAUUUGCUGAUUUAUCUUGCCUUCCCAGAGGAGAGUGAAGAGUUCCUGGUGCUGAUGGAGCAUGACCCGGAGGCCCUGGAGGUGAUGAAGGAGAGUAGGGACCGGCUGCAAAGGGGAGAACCAGUCAGAGCCCAGCUGGACCGCCAGCCCCAGGCCUUCAGACCCUCCCCCAAUGCCAUGCGCUUCGAACUACCCCCAGAGUUCUACAACCUCACUGCAGAGGAGCUCAAGAGGGAGCAGCAGCAAAAGUAUGGACUCACUGAUGGCACUGAUUCUCUGAUAAGAAUUGUAUUUGUUAUUGUGUUAAAUGAUUACUGUACCAGUAUUUAAGUGUGAGUAGGGUACACUCCGUUAGUGCACAUGAUAUGUGUAUUAUUGUUGGGUGAUUUGUUCCAGUUAUGACUAUUGUGUGUGUGUAAGAUAAAGUCAUGGUGGUUGUGUGUGGUAUUCAGGAGCGAGGCGGUGGAUAAGAACGCCAUGCUGCGUACCAAGGCCAUGCGGGAGAGAGAGGAGCAGAGGGAGAGGAGGAAAUACAACUACACCCUGCUGAGAAUACGACUGCCUGAUGGAAACAUACUGCAGGGUCUGUAUCUGUCAGCAAACACCUACUUUAAUGUGAUAAGCAGAUGUAUAAACAUGAGCAAAGAAUGUUUCUGGUUUCUAACAGCUGGUGUACUGUAGGUAUUCACCAGUCAAAUGCAUUGGGGCGCUUAUAACUUGUUGACACUGACAAUCAUUCUUAGAUACAUUUGGCAGGACUCGUAGCUCUGCAAAUCUUAAUUGCACAAAACCCAAACUACGCUACAAUAUAACUUCCAUGGUCCGUUGGCGAGAAUCAGCUUGAACAAAGUGAGGUAUACAAUCACUGAUUUACAAAUAGUAUUCCUGCCAAAUAAUAGGUUUUGUGCGAUUUAAGAUUUGCAGAGUUACGCGUCCCGUGGCUUAGGCGAUUCCCCCCACCAAACUCUCACACACAACCAGACAUUGAUUGAUUGGAGACCACUUGGAACAAUUACAGAACAUUUCGUAGGAUUUCCUACCUGCAGCAACACUAGUGGAAAUGCUGUAAAUACCGGUAAAAGCACAGCUUUACUUAUCACACAUUAUGCCCUUCAGGCACCUUCCUGGCCUGGGACAAGGUGUCUGUGCUCUUCCAGUUUGUGCGGGACUCCCUGGUGGACGGCUGGCAGCCCUUUGAGCUGGUGGCGCCUGGAGGACACAAACUCAGAGAGGACCAAGAGGUGGCCCUGAAUGAAUGUAGCCUGGUAAGCAGAGACACACGGAUAGUAUUGUCAGAAAUGUAAAUAUCAGGCAAAAUAAGCAAUGCAAUCCAUUUACUUUUGUUGUACAAAGGUGCUGACUAAUGUCUCUCUCUUGGAGGUCCCUGCGGUUCUGCUGACAUUUUCUUGGAAUGCCGCAGUGCAAGCGGACAUUGCUGCCGCCGGUGGAAAGGGUCCUGCACUCCUCAAGCCAGAGCUACUGGAGAAUAUUCGGACCCUUGGCUGAACUGUCCCUGCGUCUCCUAUCCUCGUCCUACCACCUUCCUGAGCCUCCACCUCCUAACCUCCCUCCUUCCCAGGUUGGAGAUGACACCUUCAUCCCCAAACCACAUUUCAAAGGCUGUAGAAAUACACUACUAAUCCUUUAAAGGAAAUACUAACAGGGGUUUCUAAGAGGAGACAUAAUGCCAUGCAGUGUUUUUUGUAUUGUACUCUGAAUGUAGGAUGAGGAUCUGAAACGACUACCCUUACCCUGACACCUAUGAUUAAGCAAUCAGAGCUCAGCAUGGUAUGAGAUCUUGUUGUCAGUGUCACCCUUCUGCUCCGCUUCAACAUGCAUCCUGCUUACACAACAAAUACGCUCAUAGAUAUACUAGCUUUACAUGUACGAGCGAAUGGGUGGUUGAGACCAGACUGGUUGUCUAGUGGUAAGGGUUCGGUUGCUGCUUUUGUGAGCCAGACCAGCUGUGUACCACAAUGUAUAAUGGAUAAGCUAUUUUAUUUAAGACAGAACUUGUAAUAUUGUAUUGGAAAUCACUUGCACUUUAAGGUUGCAGCAGCAAGCAUUUCAAAUGAUGUACAUUAAAAGUGAAGGUUACUGGACAGAGCUCCUUAUGUUUAAGUUCCCUUUGUUAUUGAAUAUGAGGGAAAAAAUUAGGGUUUUGUCACAGCAGUCAUUCAAUUGAGUAAUUUCCUAUUUUAAUUAUAUUUCUAAAUUAUCAAGAAUGUUAUUUGAUUUCAGCAGAAUGGAAAUCUGUGAUAGUGGUGGUUGUUUGUUUUUGGAUGGUUUGUACUGUAUGAGACCAACAAUGAAAGGACAUACACACAACAUGGUGACAAAAUGAGCUGAGGUUUAUCCCCUAGUCUUUAGCCUGGUGGUAGCUGGAAUGACAACAACCUACCUCUACUCACAGCA
Coregonus sp. 'balchen' is the source of this 6563-nucleotide messenger RNA. Lineage: Eukaryota; Metazoa; Chordata; Actinopteri; Salmoniformes; Salmonidae. The record is from the annotation of a GenBank genome assembly.